Echinostoma caproni is the source of this 367-nucleotide messenger RNA. NCBI's taxonomy places the organism in Eukaryota, Metazoa, Platyhelminthes, Trematoda, Plagiorchiida, Echinostomatidae. The record is from the annotation of a GenBank genome assembly.
UCUGAUUAUAGAAACAGCCCUAUCCUCGUGCGAGGAUAGUGGCAUCGAUUUACUCCCAGGUGGCAGACUGUCUGAUCUACAGUAUGCAGACGACAUUGUGAUACUAAGUGAAGAUCCAGGUAAGUUACAAGGUUUUCUGGAAAGUUUGAGUGCUGGUGUAGCCAUGUUCGGUAUGCGUUUUGCACUUUCAAAGUGUAAAAUGUUACUACAAGAUUGGGUUGGUCCAGCACCCAGUCUGGUUCCGACUGGGGAAUUAAUAGAACAGGUGGACAAGUUUUGUUAUUUGGGCAGCUACAUCUCAUCCAGUGGACGUAUCACGGACGAAGUGUCAGCUCGCAUACAGAAAGCUCGGUUGGCAUUUACUCAC